Molecule: messenger RNA, 2078 nt
Organism: Fusarium redolens
Lineage: Eukaryota; Fungi; Ascomycota; Sordariomycetes; Hypocreales; Nectriaceae
Product: cytochrome P450
Exons: 5
Coding region: 443-1975 (510 amino acids)
Molecular function (GO): monooxygenase activity; oxidoreductase activity, acting on paired donors, with incorporation or reduction of molecular oxygen; heme binding
Source: RefSeq, a predicted model, not a curated record
GAAAACUGCUCGAGACUGGUCGAUUGUCGCCAAACGAAUACGACGGGUCCACAACGGUCAUGCCCGUGCACAUAAAUUGUCAUGAUCAAGAUGGUCUUCUCUCCACUGUAUUGCAUGCAUAUGCGUCGAUAUCGUUACAUCACCCACUAAACCGAGUCAUUCAACCGGAGGAUAUUUGUUUCAAAGAGUAAUUUCGCCAAGCCUUUACGAAAUAUCCGCUUGAGAUGCAUCGGUAGUUGGCAGUGGCCUCGGGGUCGGGCCCUUGAAGGUCCCCGUCAUAUGAACUUCGGGCCUUCGGGCGGCACUAACUGCAGAUCAUCUACGCCACUACAGAUUCAGUUCUGUCGAUCAUAUAUCAGAUCUUGAAGUAUAAAAUUUGUACAUCAUGAGAAGGACAUCUAUUCAUCAAGCUUAGGACAGGAUAGUUCUACAGUGAUCUCUCAUGUCGUCCUAUCUAGAUCUCCUUCUGGGCAGCCCCCAGUAUGCCAUCUUUUGCGGUGUCACUUUAUUCACUCUCUUCGUCAUAAGAUACUCUUUACUCGGCCAUGUUACAAAGUUUCCGGUCUUGAAUCCGAAAAAGUCACUCGAGCUCACAAGCAACCGUGUAACUCAGGACUUCAUUGCCGACAGCAAAAAUAUUCUCACAAAUGGCAGGGCUAUAUACAAGGACCAGCCAUAUAGAGCUUAUACGGACUGGGGGAAAGUCGUCGUGAUUCCUCCUAAGUUUCUCGAUGCGCUGAAAAGCCAUAAGCAGCUAGACUUUACAAUUCCUGCUGAAGAUGACUCUCACGCAUAUGUUCCAGGAUUUGAUCCUUUUGUUUCUGACCCAAACAUUACGAAAGUUGUUACCAAGUACUUGACCAAAUCUUUAACCAAGCUCACAUCACCACUCUCGGAGGAGGCAUCUUUGGCCUUCCGUCAAGUUCUUACGGACUCCACUGAAUGGCAUGAAAUGCACCCUCAACAUGAUAUCGUCCGUAUCGUAUCGCGUAUGUCAUCACGAGUAUUCAUGGGCGAAUCCCUCUGCCGCGACGACGAAUGGGUCAGAGCCAGCGGUGACUAUACCGUUCAAUCCUUCAAGACGGGCGACAUUCUGCGGACAUAUCCUCGAUGGUCACGACCCUUUGUACAUUGGUUUCUUCCAUCUUGCUGGACACUGCGCAAGAAAUUGGCUGAAGCAAUCCAAUGUCUAAAACCUCAUCUUGAACGUCGCAGCGUUAUUUCAGCAGAGGCCGAAGCACAGGGAAAGCCCUCGCCGUUCGACGAUUCAAUUGAAUGGUACAAGAAAGAAGGCUCUACACGCAACCCGGCACUCCUACAAAUCUCGUUGUCACUCGUGGCUAUUCACACAACGUCAGAUUUAUUGAUGGAAACGCUUUUCAAUAUUGCUCAGCAUCCUGAUUUAUUCCAACCUCUUCGCGAAGAAAUCACGAAUGUGUUGAACACAGAGGGUCUCAAGAAGACAGCCCUAUAUAACUUGAAGCUCAUGGACAGUGUCAUCAAAGAGUCUCAGAGAUUGAGACCAGUCUUACUAGGCUCCUUCAGGAGGCAGGCUAUGGCAGACAUCACCCUUCCAAAUGGCGAUGUGAUCAAAAAAGGAGAAAAGAUUGUCUGCGAUACAACUCACAUGUGGAACGGCGAUUACUAUGAAGAAGCUGCAAAAUUCGACGGCUAUCGGUUCUUGCGAAUGCGGGAGGCAUCUGAGCAGGACAAGCAUCCGCAUCUUGUCAGCACUAGCUUUGAUCACUUAGGAUUUGGCCAUGGCAAUCAUGCGUGCCCAGGACGAUUCUUCGCGGCGAAUGAGAUCAAGAUCGCGCUGUGUCAUAUGCUCUUGAAGUAUGAUUGGAAGUUGGCCGAUGGUGUAGUUCCUAAGCCAUCAGGUUUUGGGAUGGCUUAUUUGCCUGAUCUCCAAGCUAAGCUACUUAUCAGACGACGGACUGAGGAGUUGAAUAUUGAUUCUAUCGAGACUUAUUAGAGUGUUGCGAGCUCGAGGCUGGUUACUCUUUAAGUUGAUUAUAUGAGGACAAAGGCAACAAAUGGGCUUUAUCCUCAUGGAAUGCUUUUUGCAGGAAUACGAG